Molecule: messenger RNA, 5678 nt
Organism: Nannospalax galili (Upper Galilee mountains blind mole rat)
Lineage: Eukaryota; Metazoa; Chordata; Mammalia; Rodentia; Spalacidae
Gene: Nwd1
Product: NACHT and WD repeat domain containing 1
Exons: 20
Coding region: 408-5099 (1563 amino acids)
Molecular function (GO): protein binding
Source: RefSeq, a predicted model, not a curated record
GUGUAAAACAAAGGUUACCAGGAGUGCUGGAGGCCUGUCUUCCGGGUGUCUCUGGGCCCAGAAAACCUUCUCCAACCCACUUACCAAGACACUCUUGAGUUGGAGCCUUGCACAUGCACAAGAGCGAGAGGGAGCUGGUGUCCCAGCAGGCCCUGUGAUGGCCCUUGUGCUUCCGGAAGACCACUAUGCUGCUGAGGCGCCUGUGGUAGCACACAGAGAGGGGCUGAGCUUGGCCAGCAAGUUCUUGUACCCUUUCAAUUCACAUUCCUGAGGGAGAGGCAGUGGACACGUGGAGACGUGUGGGCUCAGGACAUUGUGGCAGAUGCCUCCGACGAAAGGCCAGCUCCUUAAAUCCCCCAGGAACACGAUGGAGGAGCCAGGGAUCACACAUUUACGGACACACAGAUAUGGAUGCAGAGAGAGAGGUCCUGCAGUGCACUGCCUACCCUGAGGUGCAGAGCUUCUGCCAGAAGCAAGGCUUGCAGUUUGAGGUGGUUGAUCUGAGGUGGGGCGUUCGGAACACAGAGGCCACUGACUACAUGACUACAGAACUCUGCUUGGAAGAACUUGAACGCUGUCAGAAGUUAUCCAUAGGCCCAGCUUUUGUUGCCCUCCUGGGUGACCAGUAUGGCCCCUGCCCAGUCCCCCCACGGAUCGAAGAGAAGGAGUGGGAGGCACUGAGGGCCCAGCUGACAUCUAGGCCUCCCGACCUGGAGCUGGUGGCCAGCCGUUUCCGGAGAGACAACAACACCAUCCCCCCCACAUACGUCCUGCAGCCACAGGGCACAUCGGAGGCCCGAGGGCCCGAGGAAGCCACCUUGACAUCCAUCCUUCGCACUGGGGCCCAGGAAGCUUGGAGGCUGGGCCUCAUUACCCAGAAGCAAUGGUUCAGCUACCACCGCUCAGUCAUUGAAUGGGAGAUAGAGCAUGGCCUACUGAGCUCAGCGCUUGGGGACCGGGGAGCCACUGUCUUCGUCCGAGAGAUCCAGGACCUCAACAAACACAUUUUGGGCGACUGUUCCCUGAAGAUGGUGGACCAGCUAGCAGAUGGCUGCCUGGACACCGACGCCCAGAGCCUUCUCAGCAGCCUCAAGGGACGUAUCAUGGAUGUUCAGCCUGGAGCCCUCAAGUCAUACCGCCUGCCAUGGAGCCGUGACUUGAUCAAUCCCAAGAAUAAGGCUCAUGCACGCUACCUGAAGGAGUUGGGGGAGCAGUUUGUGGCCAGGACCAAUCAUCAGAUCCUGGGGCAGCUCCGGGAGCUGGAGUCAACCAGGCAGGAGCUGGGAUGGCUCUACCAGGACAUACGUCACCACUUGUGGCAGAGCACAGAGGCCACCAGGACUUUCUGUGGCCACCAGGAGCUCCUGGCCCAGCUUGGGCAGCGUCUUAGGCAGGAUGACUGCUGUGCCCACACUCCCUUGGUUGUCUUUGGCUCACCAGGCAUUGGGAAGACCUCCCUUAUGUGCAAGCUGGCCCAGCAGGUACCAGGGCUGCUUGGUCACAAGACUGUGACUGUCCUGAGGGUGUUGGGGACAUCGACGAUGAGCCUGGAUGCCCGGAGCCUCCUCAGGAGCCUCUCCUUCCAGGUGUGCAUGGCCUAUGGACUGCCACUGCCCCCAGCCCAGGUCCUCGAGGCCCAUGCUAGAGUGGUCCCCUUCUUCCACACCCUUCUCCAUACCGUGUCCUGUAGGAACUUCGAGUCUCUGGUGCUGCUGCUGGACUCAGUGGAUGAUCUGCAUCCCAUCAGUCAUUCUCGGAGGGUCCCCUGGCUGCCCCUCAAGUGUCCCCCUAGGGUGCACCUUAUCCUGUCCAUGUGCUCAGGGAAGCAGGUGUUAAACACCUUGCGACAGACCCUCAGGGACCCCAGUGCCUUCUGGGAGGUGAAGGCCCUCUCUCCCAGCCAAGGGCAGGAGCUCAUCCAACUGCUGCUGGGCUCGGGCAGGAGGACAUUGAGCUCAGGUCAGAGGGAUGUCCUUUGGGCCAGCCUCCCGGAGUGUGGGCACCCAGGGCGGCUCAGGCUGGCCUUCGAGGAGGCCCAGAAGUGGGCCUCCUUCAUCACACCUGUGCCCUUGGCUACCUCAGCUGAGGAAGCCACACAUCAGCUCUGCAUCCGCCUGGAGGACACCCAUGGGCAGCUGCUGGUAGCCCAUGUGCUGGGAUACAUUGCUUCUUCCCGGCAUGGUCUCUCAGAGGCGGAGCUGAAAGAUGUGUUGUCCUUGGAUGAUGAGGUCCUGCAGGCUGUGUACCAGGACUGGACUCCCCCCAGCAAGGAGGUACUGCGAUUCCCGCCCCUACUGUGGGUGCGUCUCCGACGGGACCUGGAACACUGUCUGACACGGAGGCCGGUGGAUGGAUGCAUGCUGCUGGCCAUCGCACAUAGACAGCUAGUGGAGGUGGUCCAAGUGCGCUACCUUUCUGGGCCCGAGAAAGCCAAAAGGCACAGUGUGCUGGCCAACUUCUUCUCUGGAGCCUGGAGCCAAGGCACCAAGAAACUCAUCACCUUGCCACUGGUGGGGAAGCCUCUGAACUUGGACCGAAAGGUGGCCCCGCAGCCGCUGUGGUUCUCAGACACGGUCGCCAACCUGAGGAAGCUGAAGGAGCUGCCUUACCACCUGCUGCAUGCGGGCCGCACGGAAGAGCUGAAGCAGGAGGUGCUGGGAAACUUGAACUGGAUCUUCUGCCGGUGCAUCUCUGGGAGCAUUGAGGACCUGCUGGACGACUUUGACAUGUGCAUCCCUCACAUGGACUCCCCUGAGGUCAAUCUGAUUAGAGAAGCCAUCAAGCUGUGCCACCCUGCCCUGGAGCUCAGAGGCAUGGAGAGGAGCAUCCUAUGCACUGAACUCCUGGCCAGACUCCUUUAUUUUGCUUCAUCACAUCCAGCCCUGGUGGGGCAGUUGUGCCAACAAGCCCAGAGCUGGUUCCGCACCUGCCCACACCCCAUGCUGGUGCCCUUGGCAGGAUUCCUACAACCACCCGGAGGACCUCUGCUAGCGGCUCUCACCGGGUGUCACAAAGGCAUCACUGCCAUGGCAUGGAGCCUGGAAGAGAAGCUGCUUGUUGUGGGCACCCAGGAUGGAGUUGUGGCUGUGUGGGACAUGCAGGAGCAGCAGGUGGUCCACGUUCUAAUGGGGCACACAGCUGAAGUGAAGUGUGUGGCAGUGUUCGCCCAAGGAACUCUCGCCAUCUCUGCAUCAAAGGACUGCACUCUACGUCUGUGGAACCUGCUCUCUGGCCAAGAGAAAUUCAUGGUUUUGGAUGGUGGCUCAACAAAUCCCACUGAGCCUCAGAUCUGGGACUUUCACAUGGACGAGACAAACCAAGUUGUGUACUCAACAUGUGGCUCAAAGAUCAACGCAUGGAAUCUAGAAACAGCCCAGCUGGCUUUCCGAAUCUUGGGAGAUGCUUCUGACCCUUGGGCAUGUGCGGCCGUGUUGGCUUCCCAAGCCAGACUGCUGACAGUGUCCAAGGGUGGUGUGGUCAGUCUGUGGAGCUCAGCCACAGGAAAACUGCAGGAGACGUGCCGUUUGUCCAGUGUCAAAGGAGAGAUGCCCACAUGUGCUGUGUCCAUCCAGAAGCAGGGUAGGGUGGUCAUUGGCUUUAGCCACGGCUCCAUCUCCCUGGUUUCCUCCAAAGGAGACAGAUUGCUGGAGAAGCUUCCAGAAGCCUUGGGAUUCCUGGUGGUUUCAGAAGAUGAGUCCCUUCUUGCUGCAGGGUUUGGGAGAUCUGUGCGGAUAUUCUUGGCUGGCUCUCAGGCCUUCCACCAGUUCGUGGCCACAGAUCUAGAGCACAAGGACGUGGUGGAGACGGCAGUUUUGGGUCCUGAGAACAAUCUGAUUGUCACUGGGUCCCGGGAUGCACUCAUUCAGGUAUGGAGUCUGUCAGAACAGGGGGCCCUACUGGAGGUCCUGGAGGGCGUCGGGGCCCCUGUCAAUCUGUUGGUCCGAGGUGGGACUCUGGUGGCAUCUGCCUCCUGGAAAUCAUCUUUUUUCAAAGUCUGGGAUCUCAGCUCCAUUCAGAAGCCAAGGCCUUCAGCUCCAUUUCUAGACCGCUCAGGCCUCACAGCAGUGUCCCACAACGGAAGCUAUGUCUACUUCCCCAAGAUCGGGGACAGAAACAAAGUGACCAUCUGGGACUUGGCUGAAGGUGAGGAGCAGGAUUCCCUGGACACAUCCAAUGAGGUCAGGUGUCUGGAGGUGGCGGAGCAAGCCAAGCUCCUGUUCACCGGCCUGGUUUCAGGGACUGUACUUGUGUUCCCCCUGAAUUCCAGGCAGGAUGUGCUGUGCAUUCCCCCGCCAGAGGCCCGCAGAGCCAUUAACUGCAUGGCCCUGAGCAAGAGCGAGGACCGGUUGGUCGUCGCCUACGACAACAUCGUCCUGGUGCUGGACAUCUGUCCUGGGGCCCUGUGCCCCACCAUCGAGGGCCCCACCUAUACCUUUUAUACCCAGCUGCCAGAGACCAUAGCCAGUGUGGCCGUGCUAGCUGACUACCGUGUGCUCUAUGGCAUGACCAACGGUGGCCUCUUCCUGUACCACUGUGCAAACGCCAAAGUGUUCCCCCUGGAGAUGCACCAGAGCCGAGUGGGCUGUGUGGAGGUCAGCCACGCUGAACAGCUGGCUGUGAGCAGCGCCCAGGACGUCCUGUGCCUCUGGGACCUACAGGCCUGCAUGUGCAAGUUUGAGAUGAGCUACGCGAGUUCCUACUGCAGAGGAGUGCAGUGCGCCUGUUUCUCAAAGGAUGACAAGUGUGUAUUUGCGGGCAUGAAAGACCGUUCCAUCAUCGUCUGGAGUGCACUGGAUGGCACCCUUCUGGCUGUUCAAUUUGUCCACGCCAUGGUGAACAGAAUCAUCCCCACCUCCAAUGGCUUCAUGGCCCCCACAAGCCACGGCUAUCUCAUCCGGGAACGCUUCCAGUGGCCCUCUGCCAGAGGCUCCCAGCAGGACCCUCUCAAGAACUUCAAGAAGGCUGUGUGGCUGGUGAAGACCAGGCAGAGAGAAGGGCUGGCUGCCGCCACAGAAGCCUGCCCACACUCAGGGUCAGAGGCUGCUCAGGGAAAAGAGUCAGAAUCAAAUAAACGCUCACAGGUCUGCCUGAUUGUGUGAAGGCCCAGAGAGGUCAGGACUGCAGUGGGCUAACCUCCUCUCAUCUGGCUGAACAGACUGUCUCUGCCAGUGGCCAUAUGGACCCAAGGCUUCCUCUUUCUAUCCUGCCAGUUUUUUGCCUUCUUUUUGGUUCCAUUUUCAGAUCUGCCCCACCUCAGGUCAGAAACACUGGCUCCUGCAGAGUGUUGCAGAUUGGCUGGUCUGAUCUAACACUGAACCCUGGGGGCUGAGGUUAGAUAAGGGAUCCACCCUUCCUCCCCUAGCCCUGGACACACAGAAUGACGGAAGGUACAGGAGGGACAGUGGGUGCUCACAGGGACCAAUGAGUGACCAGGAUGAGUUUCUUGCAUCUGCUGUGCAGCAGAGAGUGACACAGACUGAGAAUGUGGUGGGCCCUUGUCACAGCCUGAGUAGCAGUGAGCACCCUGCAGCCAUACCAAAUCCAGUCUGGAAAGCCCUGGGUCAGCAAGACUUCCUUUUCUGAUGUAUGAGGCUGGAAGUCUGGGCUGUCAUACAAACUCUGCCCAGUUUGUUUUUGUUUUUUGGUCUUUUUGAGACAGUGUCUCCCUGUAGCCCCAG